Culex pipiens pallens (northern house mosquito) is the source of this 2735-nucleotide messenger RNA. RefSeq names its product low-density lipoprotein receptor-related protein 12-like. NCBI's taxonomy places the organism in Eukaryota, Metazoa, Arthropoda, Insecta, Diptera, Culicidae. The record is from RefSeq and is a predicted model, not a curated record. The transcript has 4 exons. Bases 2027 to 2722 code for a protein of 231 amino acids.
AGCAACUAGGGAUGUUCAGCGCGCAGAACGAUUCUUCUGCCCGAGACACAGUGGUAGCCGUGUAGUGGCAGGAAGUUGCCGUUUUAGUCUCAUCUCGUCGGUGGUUCCGUUCGGACGGUUUUUGCGCGCACGUCGUCGUCGGUCGGUUGUGAGUUACAACGAUUCUUGGACGGAUUGCUGGAUCGCUUCUUGUGGGAGUAGAAGGAGCUUACCGAGGGAGUGUCCGGUUCCGGGAAACGCUCGUGGAGUCCGUCGCGUAGCGAGCUUCUAAGAAGAACACAUGCCCACAGGAUUAGCACAGCUGAUUGGUGGUUGACCUGGAGGUUUUGGGUUGAGAGGUGUGGGGGGGAUAACCUUCAAGUUCGGUGCAGAGGAGCAGCUCUUGUGACGCUUAUUAAAUGAAGAGGGUUAAUUGUGGAGUGACCCGCACUCGUAAUUGAAAGGGAUUCAGUUAGUGGGGUUCGUCCGUAAAGUACGACAAGCUGCAGCAUCUUUCGGCAACAUUAGCAUCGCUUGAGGAGAGUGCGGUGAAUAUUCAGUGAUGCGACAGAAUUAGCAUAGUUAGAAGUGUGUGUCUGUUUGCUACGGCAGUGCUGAAGCAAACGUGAGCAGCUGGUCAAGCGGCACCACCGGGGUGCAGUUCACUGUGUCUGGCGAGCGUCUACGGAGGAAGCAUUUCGUCAAGCAGUGCAACCCAGUGUGAUUAGCACGUCGGAUUUAGAUCGAGUCACGAAUUCUUCGUCACAGUCUACGGAGUGACAACAACGCGCGACAGUUUUCUAAGAAUAGCCCGGAAUCAAACCGGCAGUGUAUCACAUUGUAUCAAGUGUGUUUGUUGGCCGAGGGGGGGUUCAGCUGAAGAUUAGAUUCUACUAGCAGUGACGUGAUCGUCGAAAGAAUUCAGCGCAAUUCGGGAAGCGUAAAAGUAUUGUUGCUGUCGUGAAUUUCUCUGAGUGUGUUUUCGCCAAGUGUUUAUCGUGUGACGGCAGGUCAUUGACAGAGGUUAUUACUAUAUCGCGCGAGUUCCCGAUUUCUACGUAAACUCAGCUGUCACAACUGCUACUGUAAGCUGAUUGAACCCGCCGCUAGCGUUCAAAAAUCGCCAACUCAUCAUUACCAAGCCCCCGAAGGGAACCGGGGAAAAAUGUGCUGAAAAUCAAAGACCAAAUCGCACAUCAUCAAGCUCCUCGACCAACAAAAAAAAGGACAUCAAUACAUCGGAGAUCAGCGUAAAACCACCACAUGAAAAUCUAGUGAAAAAAGACCGGGUCAUCCUUUCGUUUUUGACCCCUUUUUGGGGUCUCCCGGAAAAUUCGCCAUCCCAAAAACCAAAUCAAUACUAAUCGACCAACCUUAAACUUUCCCACCCACGGAAGGAAGGCGGGGUCGGAAAAAAGGAAUUGAAAAGGCCCCGUUGGCCACAAAUCCCCGGGUUUUGCGGUGAGUCCUGUGGGGUCGUUCAUCAACGCCAGAUUUUCCGGGGCAGAACCGUAACAGCCUAAGGCUUGAAGAAAAAAGAAGAGUUGAAGAAGUGGUCCCCGGAGGGGCGGGGUGGCAACACGUGUGUACAACAGGAAACGCACACGUGGUUCCGAGGAGGAGGAAAAAAAGGUGCUUAAACUUGAAGAGCUUCCGCGACUAGAGAGAGAGAGAGUGAUUAAGGGUGAAGAGUUCAACCCACUUGGGGAGGGGGGUUGAAAUAAGAGUAAUGGUGCGUUAAGGAGGUGUUUUGUCUGAGUAAAAGGAUGAAUCGCAAUUAAAUACAGUUCAGCGGAAGUAAAGAAUUGAAAGCGGAGCUUUGUUUGAGGACAUUUCGAGGAUUCAACAGGCUUUAACAUUGUGGUGACUGACCCAGCGCUCAACAUCACCGCUUGAGUUCGAUGCACCAGCUUGAUCCGCGCUCCAAAAGUCCCAUCGCCGCUGUCAUCAAUCUCUCCCCAGCUUCCGCUCACCCCUACCGCCAACGAUGAAUGUGUGGCCACGGUUCUGACAGCUCGCCGCCACCGCCCUCGCAGGACCUGGGAGCAUGUGCGGUCCGGAACUGCUGCUGCUGCGGUUGUUUGUGCUGAUGCUGGGCCUGUUUGGACGGUUGGCCGCCAGUCCCAAUGGCUCUCCUGCGGACUCGCAGCCAUCGCUUUCGGCGUCUUCCCAUCUGUGCGGUGGCACGUUGACAGCGACCCACGGAACGCUUCAGACGCCGAACUUUCCCGAGCGCUUUCCGGUUCCGAUCAGCUGCGUGUGGAUCAUCGAUGCGUCCGGCGUGGUCGGGCCGAACAGCUCGAUCGUGGUGUAUUUGACGCAGCAGUACGUGUUGAGUGGGUUGAGGUUUACCGAGUACAUGUACUACAGCGAGGACUUUAAGGUUCCGUCGGAGAAUGUGUUUGAGUUGAGCGAGUACGACGUUACGAACGUGCCGUGGAUCAAGUUUAACAGUCCGUACUUGGAGAUCCGAUUUACAAUGGAAGCGUUGUACGGGACGCAUCUGCGGGCGCUGGAUCAUCUGCUGGACGUGUACGGGUUCAACAUUACGUACGAGGUGGACAAGGUCAAGCCGUACCAGUGUAACGCGUUGCAGUGCCGCUUCCUGGGUCAUUGCUACGCCAAGCAGGACUACUCGGCCUACUACUGCGAUUGCUACGCCGGGUUCAGCGGACUCGACUGUGGCAAUGGGCCGCUCUGCAAGGAUUCGCACAUCUGCGAGAACGGUGGCACGUGCAAGUAAGUUUUUAUCUUCG